This is a messenger RNA of Anastrepha obliqua, 2396 nucleotides long. RefSeq lists its product as uncharacterized. The record is from RefSeq and is a predicted model, not a curated record. Lineage: Eukaryota; Metazoa; Arthropoda; Insecta; Diptera; Tephritidae. Bases 1538 to 2329 code for a protein of 263 amino acids. The transcript has 3 exons.
UUCCACCAAAUCCUUAUUAAAGAUAAAGAUAGAGAAAAGACAGCAUUUUCAGUAAAUGGUGCAAAAUAUGAAUUUGUUAGGAUGCCUUUUGGUUUAAAAAACGCACCGGCAAUAUUUCAACGAUGUGUUGACGAUAUUUUGGGUGAAUAUAUUGGAAAAUUUGCAUAUGUGUAUAUUGAUGGCGUACUGAUAUAUUCUUCUUCAACCGAAGAACAUAUUGAACACAUCCAAACUAUAAUCAAUGCACUCCAUAAUGCUAACAUGAAGAUCUCGAAAGAAAAAUCACAUUUCUUCAAAGAUUCCGUUGAAUACUUAGGCCACAUCAUUAAACACAAUAGAGUGACUGUAGACCCAAAUAAAAUCGAAACAAUAAAGAAGUUCCCUGAACCAAAAACUUUAAAAGAAUUGAGGUCAUUUUUAGGACUCGCCAGUUACUAUAGAAAAUUUAUUAAAAACUUUGCAAAAAUAACAAAACCCUUGACAAUACAUCUCAGAGGAGAACAAGGUAUGGUAAAAAAGAAUAAAAGCGCAAAAAUAGAAAUAAAGUUAGACGAAGCUGCAAUACAUGCCUUUGAAAAAAUUAAAAUAGAAUUACAGGCACAGGUAGAAUUGUAUCAACCAGAUUUUUCAAAACCUUUCGAACUCACGACUGACGCAAGUAAUUUUGCUAUAGGAGCUGUACUUGCCCAAAAUCGAAAACCCAUUUCUUUAUUUUUUUUUUAAGAAUUCUUAGCGAUACCGAACAAAGUUAUAGUACCAAUGAAAAAGAACUUUUAGCAGUAAUAUGGGCACUACAAAAACUACGAAAUUACUUGUACGGAGUAGCCAAUUUGACAAUUUAUACGGACCACCAUCAUUAAUUUAUUCUAUUAUAUAUCAGAAAAAAAUCCAAAUAGCAAAUUAAAAAGAUGGAAAAACUUAAUAGAGGAGUACGGAGCAAAAUUAGUUUACAAACCUGGUCAUCAAAAUGUUGUAGCAGAUGCACUUUCUCGACAACAAAUAAAUACCUCAACGGAUUGCUCAGCCCAUUCCGCACAAAGCUCACCAACAGAAAUAAUGAAAAAAGUGAAACAACCAUUCAACUCUUUCAAAAAUCAAAUAAUUAUUAUAAAAACCAAUGAAGAAAAAGAAACCGUAUCUCAGACAAUAUUUGCCGACCAUUUUAGACACACGAUUCACAAAUUUUAUGCAACAAGUUGAAGGAGGUAGUCAGACCAAACGUUACAAACGCUAUGAAGAAAUAUUUCACUUUGGAAAAGAUAUUAUUCGUACAUUUCCAAAUUGUACGUUUGUACAAGCACAAACACUCCUUAUUGAUAUUACGAAUAUCGAUAGACAAAAAGAGAUUAUUAUUCAAACUCACAGAAGAGCUCAUAGAAAUUACAAAAACAACGCUCAAGAGAUACUUUUAAACUACGGGUAUAUUCAUAAACGCAGUAUAAAUGCGCAGUAAUUGCAGCGCUGGCAACACUGCAAAUGUGACAAGUGAUGCAAUUGAUAGAUUUUUUGACGAUUUGCAAAAAGAUUUGUUGCAUUUAUGAACGCGUUUUACACUAAAAUGGAAGUAUUAUUGAGUUUAGUUGUUGACGAUAUAUGUGAAGUAAAAAGUGAUAGUUUUUUGCUAAAUUUAAGAAAAAAAAGACGUGUAAAGCUACAAAGAAGAUUACAUAUAGUAAAAUGUUCAUUAAAACGAAAAAUUCCCAAAAAUAAAUCUUUUUUUGAAACAAUACAAUUGUUUUCCGAGGACGUAUUUUAUUCUCAUUUUCGAAUGAAUUGGUCCACUUUUGAGUGUUUGAAAGCCGAUUUAACCCCAUUUUGGUCAACCGCAAGGACUGGUCGUUGCGGAAAAUCUUUGGAUAAAUGUUUGUACGUAACAUUAUGGAAAUUAUGUAAUAGCAGGGUCACUUUCCGACAGCUUUCGGAUCGGUUUGGUAUUGCGAACGGAGCUGCACAUUACCUGUUCAAAAAAACAAUUAAAGUCCUCUGUGAAUUGAAGAGCGAAAUAAAAUGGCCAUCUGUUGAACAGCAGCAAACAAUCAUGACGGAAUUCGAAAACAGCAGAGAGAAUCCGUUUCCCUUCAUAAUUGGUUGUUUAGAUGGAACGCACUUCAAUAUACCCACGCCUAGUGAAGAUGCUAUUAGCUACUAUGACCGCAAAGGGAAACAUUCUGUCCAAAUGCAGGCCAUAUGUGAUAGUCAAUUUCGUCUUUUGGAUGUCUUUAUUGGUUAUCCAGGCAGCUGCCACGAUGCUAAUGUCUGGAGAAGUAGCCCAGUAUGGCAUAACGUCCGGGCAGUUACAGCUAGCACCAGGUGCAAUAAUAUUGGGUGAUUCCGCGUAUCCUAUAUCGAAAUCCGUAAUGGUUCCUUACAGAGACAACGGACACCUCACCAGGGAA